AAAACAGGGAAAUCAGUGUUAGAGACUUAUCAGCAGAAACUGAACUCUUGUUCUUCUUUACCGAUUCAACAACAGCUCAGCAGUGGUAGUACCCAUGAGCCUGCAGAAUCUGCACUUUUUUUGCCUUGGCUUCUAUUCUCUCCUCACUUUGAAUCGGAAGAUAUCCUUUCCAUUCAAGGCAGCAAGCAGAAGUUUCAACGAAAGUCUCCUCUCCCACACAGCUACUAUCUUCUCAACACUAUUGAAAUCACCAUCAUCUGAAUAAUUCCCUUUUUUCUUUCUCUUUCUCUCACACACCCCCAUGAUGUCAAAAGUUGUUAUUUUCUCUUUAUUCCUAUCAUCAGUCCCGACCAUGUCUUAAUAUUUCUUUCUUUCUUCUUUUUUUAACCUUUUGGAAGAUUUCGGUUUAACCUUCCCCUUCACGAUUCUCUCUUUUCAUUCCCUAUUUUGCUUCGCGGCACAGUCAUUAGAAUAAGGAACACAAUGGAAGACAGUAUCCUAUGCAAACACACAGUGCAUCGCAGCGUCACCAAGAAACUCAUCUCCCCCAAAAAAUCAUCCCAAACCAAUUCUUCAACACAAACAGAGCGCAGAAUAGUGCGGAUUUCAUACACUGAUCCAGACGCCACCGACUCCUCCAGCGACGAGGAAGGUUUCCCCUUGGUUCGCAAAAGAAUGAAGCGCUAUGUUAACCAGAUUGAAAUAGAAACCGCCGCGGAAAAAGUUGUUCGGAAGAGGCCCGCCGGUGAGCCUUGCAGGCGACCGGCGAAGCUUCACUCCGGGAAGAAGUUCCGCGGCGUCCGGCAGCGGCCGUGGGGGAAAUGGGCGGCGGAGAUUCGAGAUCCGGCGAGAAGAGUGCGUCUCUGGCUGGGAACCUACGACACUGCCGAAGAAGCUGCCAUGGUCUACGACAAUGCCGCUAUUCGGCUUCGAGGCCCUGACGCGUUGACAAACUUCCUAACGCCACCGCAAAGAGAGUCUCCGUCUCAGGCGACAACGGUGGCGGUGACCGAAGAAGCCUCCGGCUCCGGCUACGACUCCGGCGACGACCAUUGCCAGCACAACCUCUCAUCCCCCACUUCGGUGCUCCACUUCCGAAGCAACUCGGAGUCUGAUCAGAAAUCAGAACAAGUGUUGAGAGAGUGUGAGGGUGAGGGUGAGUUUUUGGCGCUGGAUAACAUGCCUCUGCCUGCUUGGGAUGAAGUGUUCAAUUUCGAAACGCCAGAGUACCCUCCCCUUCUCUUUCAAGAAGGGAAUUUUCUUCAUGAUUAUCAGUCCCAGAUGUUGGGUGAAACGGUACCGUUUUCCUCGGACCAAGGGUUCAGUGACAGUAGUAUCGUGCUCGCAGACUCGCUCAUAGAUUUCGACAAAGCUUGCCCUCCACCAUCUACCUUGUGCCAGGUGGACGAUUUCUUCCAAGACAUUUUGUUAGCUUCUGAUCCUCUCGUUCUGCUCUGAACACUCUUAGUCAGUCGACUCAAGUUAGUAAACUCUCAUUCGUUAAUCCUUCACGCCAGAUUUUGCUUCCGGUGGUAAAACAAAAUAAUGCUUAGUUUCUAUUAAUUAAUAAAUAAAUUUUAAGUUUUUAGAUGCUCCGUUACAAAUAGCUAACGGGAGGAAGAUGAGUUGAGAACUUGAGAGUGAAGUUUUGUUUAAAUUUUACUUUAUUGUUUGUAAUCUUUUGCUUAAUAAGUAGGAUCGUACGUUGAGACUUGAGAAUGUUAAUGUAUAUUUGUCCAGAUGUUAAUCUAAGUGUAAUGGAGUUCUUUUCUUUACCA
Glycine soja is the source of this 1778-nucleotide messenger RNA. RefSeq names its product pathogenesis-related genes transcriptional activator PTI6-like. Gene Ontology annotation, biological process: regulation of DNA-templated transcription. NCBI's taxonomy places the organism in Eukaryota, Viridiplantae, Streptophyta, Magnoliopsida, Fabales, Fabaceae. Bases 484 to 1458 code for a protein of 324 amino acids. The record is from RefSeq and is a predicted model, not a curated record. The transcript has a single exon. Gene Ontology annotation, molecular function: DNA-binding transcription factor activity; DNA binding.